This is a messenger RNA of Penicillium manginii, 1788 nucleotides long. RefSeq names its product Zn(II)2Cys6 transcription factor. The transcript is spliced from 2 exons. Gene Ontology annotation, cellular component: nucleus. Gene Ontology annotation, biological process: regulation of DNA-templated transcription; DNA-templated transcription. Bases 1 to 1788 code for a protein of 595 amino acids. Gene Ontology annotation, molecular function: DNA-binding transcription factor activity, RNA polymerase II-specific; DNA binding; zinc ion binding. NCBI's taxonomy places the organism in Eukaryota, Fungi, Ascomycota, Eurotiomycetes, Eurotiales, Aspergillaceae. The record is from RefSeq and is a predicted model, not a curated record.
AUGGGGCGUGCCCAACGUCCUCCAUGUUUCCAGUGCCGAUGUCGCAAGGUCCGCUGUGAUCGUCGACCUGGAUGUUGCGAUAACUGCGAGCGUUUGGACUUCGCUUGCUCAUUCAAAAAGAACACUUCCACUCUCACAAACCGUCGACCUAGCCCCAAAGAGACGGUUCAAAAUCGCCCUGAGCGGCGACGGGGAACGCAAGCCUGUAUUGAAUGCCGUCGACAAAAGGCACGCUGUUCCGGUGAAUUUCCUGAGUGCGCAAAUUGCCGUCGACGCCAGCGGUCGUGUCAAUACCCAGUCAACCAGUCGAACAACAUGGCUGACAACCUUGUGGAAGUCACACAACCAGAACAAGUUCCAAAUGAUACUUCAACUACGACAAGUUAUAAACUUCUAGAAAGUAUCAAUGUCUUUUUUCAACAUCUCUACCCGAUUCCGUCGUUUGCUUUUCUCCAUGAGCCUACAAUCCGUCAGCAAUACGAGAGUGGCACUUUGGACCACAAUCUUGCCACGUCAAUCACCACCACAGUGGGUUUAUGGCUUCCAAGAGGUGAAAAUUCAUUGGAUAAAAUCAGUCGUCGCAUCGAAUCUGUGGAACAAAGCAUUUGGAGCCAACUUGAUAGACCCUGUAUUCGUGACCUGCAGUGCUUGAUGCUUUUAGUUCACUGUCAUAUCCAUCUCGGACGCUUCUCUCGAGCCUAUAUGCUUGCAGGACUUGCCGGUCGAGCAGUCACUGCGUUAAGACUGAACUACGAACGACCAGAACUCAGCUUCAUUGCUCAGGAAACACGGAGGAGGGUAUUAUGGGCGCUGACAUCAAUCGAUGGCUUCUUCUCCGUCGGACUCCCAGAAUACGAAACUAUUCCGCAUUCGAUAAUAUACCAACGACUCCCUAGCUCCGAAGAAGCUUUUAGGGAUGGAAAUUCCCCAGCCCAGCCAACAGUUCGCCGAUCAUCCUUGAUCGCUGCUCCAGCUGAAUACGGGGGUCUACUCGCGGAUUGUAUUCAGCUUUCCAGGAUCUCAAAAGACAUAAUGCGGCUUACGCGGCAACUCGCCUUAUCUGAGCAACCGUUGAUGCAACUAGGGGGCCUCAUACAAGAAAUACAAAAUGAUUUGCUGCGAUUCCAAUCGGAUGUGGAACUCUCUGUUGGUCAUAAAGUCGCGACACUUGCCAAUGCCAAUGAUAUGGCGCAUUCUAGGUGGUUCCCCCGCAUCCUUCAGGUGACGGCUACCUGGCAUCAGGCGCAUUGCGAUCUAUAUCGACUUUUUCUUCCAAACUAUCAAGCAGUUGCCCCUCAGGUCAUCAUGGACACGAUUGAACCGAGUCUAAAAGAUCACGCCCUGAUGCAGUGCGAGGAACACGUCCAACAUAUCAACCACAUUAUGCAAGAACUAUUACACUUACCCGAGGAUCAAAUCUUACCACGAUACAUCGCAGUCUGCGCCUACCAUGCAACGAGGCUGAGUCUCUUCCUUGCAACCUCUCCUGAUUGGAAGGUGCAAACAGAUACGGUGACGGCCAUCAAAAAUGCCGAAAUUUCUUUGAGUGUCUUACAAAAGUUCUUUUCCAAUGUACCUUUCACUGAAAGGAUCAUUCAGGAUAUGCAAGACCUGGUGCGACUAUGUCAUGAUCGACCCGGGGCAAUAUACAAAGAAUUAUGCUCCCCGUCCCCGCCAUUUGAUCAAGGCCGUCACCGGCAUAGUCAUUUGGCUGUGCAUAGCUUAGUACGGCAGGCAAACUUCGUGGACGAUGGGUAUGAUGAGUCUUACAAUGACUCAGUGAGUUGA